This is a messenger RNA of Rhizopus microsporus ATCC 52813, 705 nucleotides long. RefSeq lists its product as uncharacterized. The transcript has 2 exons. Bases 111 to 485 code for a protein of 124 amino acids. Lineage: Eukaryota; Fungi; Mucoromycota; Mucoromycetes; Mucorales; Rhizopodaceae. The record is from RefSeq and is a predicted model, not a curated record.
CUUUCUUUCUCUCUUUCUUCUCUUUAUUAUUUUAAUUUUUUCCAAGGAAAAAAAACUAAAAGGGUUCACAUUAAAAUCCCGAAUCCUUUUUCUUUUCAUUUAUUCUCAAAAUGACUGAAAAGAAAGAAAAGCUCAUUCGAGGUCAUCGAAAGGAUUCAGUUUUAUUUACACUAUGUGAAUUACAGGAUUUGAGGGCCCAUCAGAGAACAUUUGAAGGUGCUUAUUGGCGAACAGCACUUGCUGCCUUUUCAACGGGUCUCUUGAUAUUAAAAGUAUUCACUCGAGAGUUUUACAAGAUUGGCAUCACAUUUUUUGUAUUUGGAGUAGCCAUGUUGGUGAUUGCCCUUUGGAGAAGAAGAACCUCAUUUGAUGUCUUUGAUCCGACUAUACCAUUCAAGACCAGUGGUGACUGGGUUCUUUUAACGACUGUAGUGACGAUGUUUGCCUAUAUUGUCUUACUCGUCUUACUUUGGAACUUGUCAUAAAUACCAAUGAAAACAACUGAAUGAUCACAUUUUCUAUCAAACUAACAUUACUCCCACGUGGGUUCAAUCAUGGCUUGAAAAUGGGGAAAUAAAGAAAGGGCCAAUAAAAGACUGAUUGUCAUGUCUGUGACGUUUUUGAUCCAAUCAAGAAUCAACAAUGAAAAAAUAGCAUAACAAAUUCUUGUAUUUCUUUUUUUUUACUCUUUUUCUCUCUCUCUCC